AUGUCAUCCAAGUUCAUCAAACCAGGUAGAUUAGUAAUCCUCUUAAACGGUAAAUACGCCGGUCGUAAGGCUGUUGUCAUCAAGACCUUCGAUGAUGCCACCGCAAGCAAAUCAAGACCAUACGGCCACUGUUUAGUUGCUGGUAUCGACAAAUACCCACGUUCAAUCGUUAGAUCAAUGAGCAGAAAGACCAUCCUCAAACGUACUGCCAUCCGUUCAUUUGUUAAAGUCGUCAAUUACAACCACAUCAUGCCAACCCGUUACAACUUUGAAGGUCGUGAUGAAUCUGCCUUCACUGGUCUCAAAAACACCGUCACUGUUGAAAGCUCACAAGUCGCCAAACGUGCUCACACUCGUUUAGCCGUCAAAAAGAUCUUUGAAGCCAAACACAAAGCUGGUAAAUCAAAAUGGUUCUUCUCUAAAUUAAGAUUCUAA
Molecule: messenger RNA, 435 nt
Organism: Dictyostelium discoideum AX4
Lineage: Eukaryota; Evosea; Eumycetozoa; Dictyosteliales; Dictyosteliaceae
Gene: rpl27
Product: S60 ribosomal protein L27
Exons: 3
Coding region: 1-435 (144 amino acids)
Biological process (GO): translation
Cellular component (GO): ribosome
Molecular function (GO): structural constituent of ribosome
Source: RefSeq, a predicted model, not a curated record